Molecule: messenger RNA, 5550 nt
Organism: Haliotis rubra (blacklip abalone)
Lineage: Eukaryota; Metazoa; Mollusca; Gastropoda; Lepetellida; Haliotidae
Product: eukaryotic translation initiation factor 4B-like
Exons: 15
Coding region: 67-2160 (697 amino acids)
Molecular function (GO): RNA binding
Source: RefSeq, a predicted model, not a curated record
GUAUUCAGUUUAUUUUUAUCCAGUACAAACUAAGGGCGCACUCUAACUCCGAGGCGGUCACUCAAGAUGGCGACGACAGCUAACAAGAAGAAACAGAAGAAGCAGAAGGGCAAGACCCUUGCGCUGACCGAUUUCCUGGCUGAUGACAAAGGAGGUUCGGGACCCGGAACCAGCUAUGUGCUGGCCAGCAAGCCCCUGGACUGGGCAUCCGAGAUGGAAAACAUGGACAAUACUGAUGAUGUACCAGAAAUUGAGUAUGGUACGAGAUCCCACUUCGACCGCUCAGUCCUCCCAACUGCCCCAAAGGCUGCUCGGGGGCCUGAUGUGGACAUGGAGAAGAUUCCCAACAGCCCUCCCUUCACGGCAUUCAUUGGAAACCUCGCCUAUGAAGCCAGCGAGGACAGGAUUCAUGAGUUCUUCAAGAACCAAAAGGUGGCAAACGUGCGGCUGCCCACUGAUCAGGGACGUCUACGAGGAUUUGGUUAUGUGGAAUUUGAAGAUCGUGAAUCUCUUAUUGAUGCACUUACAUUAAAUGACUCGGUAUUCGCAGGGAGGAAAAUCCGUGUUGACUUGGCUGGACAGAACCAACAAGGAAAUGAUCGUGGAGGAGGAAUGGGUGGCUCUGAUUAUCGCCGAUCAGCUGACGAACCUGACCGCACUGAUUCCAAUUGGAGGAGGAGAGAGCCAGGCAGUGCUCCUGAACGUCCAGCUUUUGACCGUGGAGGUGAUCGUGAUGGUGGUCGUGGAUUUAGUGGCCGUGAUGGGGGAAGAUUCGGUGAUCGAUAUGGAGAUAGGGAUGGUGGUCGAUCUUUUGGCGACAGAGAUGGUGGUCGAUCUUUUGGCGACAGAGAUGGUGGUCGUUCUUUUGGCGACAGAGAUGGUGGUCGUUCUUUUGGCGAUAGAGAUGGAGGACGUUAUGGCGACAGAGAUGGUGGCGGUGGCGGUGGACGCUUUGGCGACAGGGAUGGUGGUCGUUCUUUUGGCGAUAGAGAUGGUGGUCGUUCUUUUGGCGAUAGAGAUGGUGGUCGUUCUUUUGGCGAUAGAGAUGGUGGUCGUUCUUUUGGCGAUAGAGAUGGUGGCGGACGGUUCAGUGACCGAUAUGGAGAUAGGGAUGGGGAUAGGUAUGGAGGCAGGAGCCGUGGGUUCUCUGAUCGGGAUGGCGGUAGACGAGGAUUUGGUAGCGGGUUCCAAUCAAGGGAGGAAGGCGGAGGAUUCAGCGAUAGGUAUGGAUCGAGAGGCGGGGAUCGACCUAACAGUAGAGAAACUAGUCAAGAGGCCCCCAAGGAGAGGCCCAGACUCCAGCUGCAGCCAAGGUCAAAGCCGUCAGACCCUAAUGGCGCUGAGGAAAGAAAAUCCUCGAUUUUUGGCUCCGCAAAACCAGUGGACACGUCUGCUCGUGAGCGUGAGAUUGAGGAACGCCUGCAACGUGAACGUCAGCUGAUAUCACACAGAUAUGAUGAAGAGAAAGAGAACAGGAAUUACGAUAAUAGACCUGCAGGGAAUCGGACUCGGCGAGACAGUGACCGCUCAGAUGGAGGUAGUAAACGUGAAAGACGUCUUAGUAGCAGCUCUGGGAAAGGAGUCCGACCAGGCCCUCCUCCAGUUACAAGCCAGCGGUCUCGCCGUGAUAGUGAGCUGUCCAAUCAUUCUGAUGUCUUUAAUGAUGACAAGGAAGAGCCCAAGCCAGCCACGUCUCCAAAGAAAGAGGAUUCAUCCAAACUGGUAGAUGCACCUCCUCCUAAGGAGAACGCUUGGUCCAGACGGCCACCAUCACAUACGUCUCCAUCAUCCCAAUCUUCAGAACCCAGGUCACCAACUUCAUCAGAUCCGGGAACGUCUCCUGGAUCUAACCAGUGGAGUAAAGGUCGCCCUGAACAGCGUCAAGAUAACGCCCCACGGGACAAUGCUUGGGGUAAAAGGCAGGACAAUGACUCAGACAACAGAGGGCCGGGUUAUUCGGAGAGGGGCCGUGGCCGAGGUCGAGGAAUGGGCCGAGGUGGUGAAAGGGGGCGUGGCUCCGAUAAAAAAGGAGUCCGAGAAAAGCACAUCCCAAAGUCGAUAGAAGAGAUGCCAAAAUUUGAAGAAACUAAAAAAAAGGACUGGUCAGAUACAAACAAAUAUUCAUUUCUCAUGGAUGAAGAAGACAAGGACUCGACAUAAUUGAUGACAUAAUGUUGUUCAGCAAGCAACUCAGCAUAUGACAUGUGUCAGCUUGACUAUGGAAUCAAAUCGCGAACUACCAGCAUCAACAUAUCUUACAAUUGUCUACUGGUGUGAAAAUAGUUUUUUUUAGAUAAAACAGUUGCAAAAGUUGUAAAGACUGUAAUUGUUACUUGCUCCUUUGACUUGAUGAAGUGUGAAAUCAAUUAUCAUUACAACAUAAAAUUUUGACAUGUGUCUAUUAAGUGUGAACAGGGUAAGAGAUAGCGUUGAGUAUAUUCAGGAUGGGAAAGUUGAGAAAAAUAUGUGAAUGCUGUUAGUUAAAUGAAAUGAAAUAUUUUCUGAAAUUUCAUAUUUUUUAUGAAAUACUUGGAAAAGUAGAAAAAAAUGUGUAAAGUUCAUAAUGUAGAACAGACGAGAACUAACUGUGAGAUAAAGUGAUUUGGUUGAGAAAUGUUCACAUAACGGUACUGCCCUGUAUUCUAGUAGACCAUGCAAAGAUGGAACAUUGGACAUAUUAUUGAAUUCAGGUUCCAUCUGUAACCAUGGUAACUGUUACUGUUAUUUGCUUUUCUGAAGUAUUAAUAAUAAAUUUGUUUUAAUAUAUUGUUCAAUUUCAAAUUUCUGGAAAUUUUAGAUUGCAUGAUUCAGACUUAAUUCCAUGUUCAUUGUGUAUGUAUCUGUGUCGGACAUUGGUCCAUAAUUUGAAGUAAGUGUUGCCUUUGAUCAUUAGUGUUACGACCUUGACAUUGAAUAUAUUUUGAGAAGAACUGUUUAAGCUUUCCCCCACCAAGUAGCCGCCCUUGGUGUCUUCUAUUCUUCAUUCAUACCUAUUUUUCUGGUAUAUUUGAAUUCAACAUAUUGAUGUCUCAUUGAACCAUCCACUAACUAUGGUCACGAAGGUUUUUCUUUGCACCUUCAGGACGUAACGUCCUGUUUAUCAUAAUCAUAUUGUAAUGGGAUGUUGUGUCCAUAUUUGUGUAAGAUUGUCCCCGUUUGUAAUUACAAGGUUUCCUUUUGUUGGCAUUUGUACAUGAGCUUUGUGACAAACUUUGUCCAUUACUUGUUGUUGUAGGGAGAUCGGAACUUCCUCGGUCUAAUAUUGUACAUCAUUAACCUCUGAUGCUGUACAUCUGCACAGCACUGAAUCAAUCAUUUUCUAUGGAUGUUAUAUCUCAGGUAGGAGAUAUGGAGAAUCUAUGAACCACGAUGUCAGCCAAUAGCUAGACUUUGUCAAUACAGAUGUGGAAAACUGGAUAUAUUCCCUGUGGCUGAUCAGUGUUGGAGAAGACACUCAAAGAUGCUCUCCUGCAAUUUGAUUCGUUGAUCCAGCAUACUCCUCAACUUCAUAUUCUCUACAUGCUGUGUAAGCCAUAGCACCUUAUGUACAUGCUAUAAAAGAUAUAGCACCCUGUGUAAAUGCUAUAUAAGUGAUAGCAGCCUACAUGCUAUUUCGCCCUACUGUCUGUAUAAGUCUGGUCAUGAUUAUGGAUGGUCUAUGUGAAGAUAUCUGACGUAGCUAGUGUUUAUCUAAACAAUAUUCUUUAUUAAGGAAACAUGAAUUGUUUUUGUAAAUAACUGUUAACUUUCUCUGCAGAUUUCCCACAACCGUGAUUUCUUGUUAAUUCUAACAGAAACAUAAUCCUUCUCUCUUGUCUGCAGCUGAAACACACAUGAAGAUUUUUGUCCAGUUGACAAAUUCAGAAAUUCUGACAGAUUUCAAGUUUGAAGAUAGAUCUCUGUCUCUAUUUUGUAGUGUUUGCCUAAGAACCAAUGUUUGUUUCAUCUUAGCCUCGGUAUUUCAAUACUUUGAUAAUGUAAGUAUUCGAAAUGUUCCUUUUUUCAACAGUUCAGACUUUCUUCUUCGUUUCAUCUUGCCUGUGUAUUUAAUCGUAAUUGUAUAUAUCACGUUUCAUAUGAAUACAAGACGGAUUAAGUACUUCUGUAGCAACAAUUCAGUGAAUUACCACAGAAUCUGACAUUGGUAUUUCUCUAAGCGUUUAUUUUUUCAUUUUUGUAAAAAAAAUGUCCAUCUAAACAAAGUUUGGUUUGGUUUGGUUUUGCUAUCACAAUCAAAACAUGUAUGUACAACUAACAUUGGGUUACCUCCCUUGCGGUACACCCUUGAGGUAUUACCUUCAGGUACUCAUGUAGAUCUAUACCUGUAGACACUGCAACAGCUUCAAAGAAUAACAUUCACUGCCCCUUACUUGCUUACGUUGAAUGAUGUUAGAAACACUGUCUGGUGAACAUUUGUAUGUCCGCUGUUGUGUACAACUGGGCCCACAUGCACAAAGCGAUCUUAACAGCCAUACUCCACCACAGGCUGAAGACAGACUAUUAUUGCUUUGUGCAAGUGGCCCCUGACUUCUAAGGAUGUAACUGGUUUUCUCUGGGGUUGACCCAACACCUGACCUUAAGGCACAGGGUCUUGUACUAGUUUGGGAAACACAAGCUUUCUGAUGCCGUUUGCACAGCCAAGACAUAGUUUAAACUUUUUUCACCCAUUAAAUUCUUAUCUUCAGUUUGCAGGUAUAUUAAGUUGGUGUAUGUCUCCUUCCAGGCAGGUUUUGCUUAAAAAUCCCUUAUAAUUUCACACACAUGCAGAGAUGUCAAUCAGGGUAAAUUGGUUUGUGAAUGUUUACCAAAAAAAAAUAAUAAUCUGAAAUUUCCUGUUUAACAAGUUAAAGGACACCCGCAAUUGGAAGGCUGUGUGUUGUAAUACUACCAGCCAUAAAAAAUUAACUAUAGUCGUAUGAAAAAAACGAGUGUUCUUUAACUUCCUUUAAAUGGUAUCUGAGUAAAAAAAUCAAUAGACAUGCAAGCUAUGUCCUGAUUACAAUGAAGUUUGGUUAUCUUUCAUAUAAUAGUUUGGGCAGAGUGGGUAAAGUGUUCACUCACAACAGCAGUCCAGGUUUGAUUCCUGAUAUGGGUACAACAUGUGAGGCCCAAUUUUGAAGAUUGACCCUUUUUCACUCAUGUUAUAGAAUGGUUCCAUUACCCAGGUGUUUAAACAUCAUUUAUCUGCAUGAAUUCACUCUUGGAUGCCAUUAUCCAAUUGGUUGACUUCUCAGUUAUGCCCCAACUUGAGGUAGCAUCCCCUACACUGCCCCAGUUGGGAUAGCCUGCCACAAGCACUCUAGGAUGCAGAUCUUGUAUACUGUCACUGCUGGGCCAUGCUUGUUAAUGCUGUAUGUUUUGUUGUUAAGGGUGAAAGGUUUUCAUUUCUGUUGUCUUUACCUGGUGCCAAUUGUUUGUGGUUUCUGCCAUUUGUGCAUGUACCUGUAAAUUCUCUCACAGGGGCAUGUUAGUGUCUUGUAGAUAAACAUCACAGGCUUGUACAGAUUGGGAGAAGAAUUCAUCCAUUUUAAUAAAAUAAGUAUACAAGUU